Dovyalis caffra is the source of this 273-nucleotide messenger RNA. Lineage: Eukaryota; Viridiplantae; Streptophyta; Magnoliopsida; Malpighiales; Salicaceae. The record is from the annotation of a GenBank genome assembly.
AUGCCAACUUCUCCAUAUGAUACCCACAAGAGGGUCAUGUCAGCCUUUUUGGCCGCUCUAUUUAUAUAUGCCACAGCAUCGGUGGCUGAGGUCAUACUCCGGACCCAGAAGUCAGUUUACCAUAGACUUGUCGGCAACAUCCGCCUCUUUGCUAGCGCCCUUGUUACAGUUUUCCUUCUGGUGGUUCUUGCCCCAGUUUUGGGCCGAACAUAUACUGACAUGUUGAAAAAGCUAUCAGAAAGUGUGAGGAGCAGCAAAGAGGAAGCAAGCUAG